Molecule: messenger RNA, 3767 nt
Organism: Neltuma alba
Lineage: Eukaryota; Viridiplantae; Streptophyta; Magnoliopsida; Fabales; Fabaceae
Exons: 4
Coding region: 1086-3452 (788 amino acids)
Source: RefSeq, a predicted model, not a curated record
GAACAUUUUUGUCAGUUUGGAAAUGGGUUUAGUUGAUUUUCAUGUUCCUUGUUCUCCGUAGUUCAUCAGUUUAUUAUCGUUGAUUUUGAUGGUUUUAAUCGAUACUUUAUCGUAUUUGGAUAGUUUUUGAGGGUCGGUAUCAGUUUGUGUCAGUGAGUAGAGUACUUCGCUUCUCCCAAUUUGUGAUAUUCGUUUGGGUUCUCUGAAAAUUCUAGCUACGAAUGCGGUACUCAAGUCCUCCCUUCGUUCGUUCUGUUAUUCUUUUGGAUAUCAAAUGAAAAGAUUGAACUUCUUUCAGCUGUCGGCAGUGAAAGAUACUGCACAUUCCUUUGUCAUAGAAUGCGAGAAUAACUCCUGACAUUUUUCCUCGCUUGAUGAUUGGCCUAGGAUUUCAUACUUUUAGAUAUCUGAUUCUCAUUGAGAAGAUUGAUUUUCUGCUGAGAUUAUCGAGUGGCUUGACGGCAGUCAAAUUUUUUUCCUAUAUUAUUAUUAUUAUUAUUAUUAUUAUUUUUAGUGACUCCCUCCCCACAAUCAGAAGGACGGGAUUUGGUCCAUUUGGACUUCAAUGCUCAUUUUAUUUACUACUUGGAAUGAAAGUCUCUUGAUGAUCUCGCUGUUUUUGUUUGUUAAGGUUUCUCGAUAAAACUAUAAUAGACUCGUCUGCCCUGAAGCAGUGAUGCUUUCCAGCAAUAUAUUUGCACAAAUCAGUUGGGCAAAUGAUUGUGAUUGGCAAGUUGUGGAUGGAUGUUGCCCUUUUAAUUUUGUUGUCAUGCAGAUUGACUUGCAUUUCUACAUUUCGAAGUCCUGUUGAUCUUGAAUUAUGCCCUGAUUGCAAAUUCGGUGUUGGUUUAGCUGUGCAAGUAUGGCAGUCAUGGAUAAGAAUCAUCCAAUUUUAUUAAUUAAUUGAUACUUGUUUCUUUGUGCACACAGAUACCUUACCUUGAAGGAUUGCUUUAAUAAUAACUGUCAGUCUUUUAUUUCUGGUGUCAAAGCAUACAUGCGUCUGUCAAACAGGCCUUCCUUCCAUGGAAACUGAGCUUAUUAUGCCAUAUUUUGGUUAAUUGCAACCUCUACAUUUAUCUUAUAUGGCCUUGUUGGAAAUGGGUGCAAAUGUGCAAACUAAUGGGUGCCCCUCCAGAUUUUAUUCCGCAAGGAAUUUCAUCUUUGGUACUGAAGGCAACAAUUGGACCUCUUCUAAUGGUAAAGGCAAACUGAUUAAUGAUUGUCACCACCACUAUUCCUUGUCAGUACCUUCACCCACUCACAUUCUUGGAUAUGACAAGGAACUAGUGAAACAGACAAUACUCAAGCACGAAGCCAUGUUUAAGGACCAAAUUCAUGAGCUUCACCGCCUUUACCGGAAGCAGAGGGAAUUAAUGGAUGAACUUAGAAGGAAUGAGUUAUAUAAACAUAAUAAUUUACGCAUAGAGAUAUCAUGGUCGGGUGCUUUGUCUCAUGUAUCAUCUGAAAAUGCCCCAAAGGGGUGCUGCUCACCGAAGUUAGCUUUGGCAGCUGGUGAAUCAUCUGUUUUAGUUGCUGAAAGCACUCUGUUGCCUUUGGGUUCUGUGCAAGAAAAGAUCAGGCAAUUAUGCAUUGAUCCUGGUCCUGGUGUAUCUCUAGUUGGAGGAUUAUUGAAAGACCCCAAACCAUCAAAUUGCAACUACAAGAAAGUCGGUAAAAAAAUUUUGGAUCUUGAACUUCCUGCUGAUGAGUACAUUGAUUGUGAAGAAGGUGACUCUGUGGAAGACGAGAGGGUUUCCAGAGUGGCUGAGGUGUCAGUUUAUACUUCAAAUGAGAAGCGUGGUGCUGAUUUGGAUUCUGUUGCUAAAGUUGUUGAUGCAGAUAAAAUAUUUUCUCAAUGUGAAGCAUUAAAUAAGAAGCCCGAACAUGUUAAUGACCUUCCAGGCUUUCGUUCAUCAGAUCAAAUUAACCUUGGAACUUGGAGUAAAGAAAAGAAUUCUGUUGACAAGAUACCUCUAGGAACUCAAGGUCCUAGCAGGGAUGGCUUGGUGCCUGGACCAAGCAGUGCUCAACCUGUUUCUGAAGGUGUGGAGGAUCCCAAGAACACUAACUUGAAUGUUACGCCAGCUGUUUGUUCUGAAACAAUGGCAUUUCAAAGCAUUUGGGUUAAUGAUAAACAGAACAAGUUUCAAGAUUCAAGGCAGGGGUUGCCCUGGCUUCUAGAAAAGCCUGUACCCAAGAGACAACUCGAUGGAGAAGAUAGUAAAAUUUCUACCCAACAGGAACCUGUCAUUUUAAAACAUUAUUUGGGAGGUAUACAUGGUUUUGAGAUUAAGAAAGUUGGGGGAAGUGACUUGUGUAAGGACAAGAUUCUUGUGAUUCCUGUUAAUGGAAAGCCUUGUACUCCAUUUGAUCUACCUUCUUCUCAUGCCUCCCCUUCCAACAUCUGUCAGAUCCAAUCUGACAAUCAAAAGAUUGAGGAAAUUGGGAGGGAUUGUGUGCUUAGUGUAAAUAGUUCUUGUAAUCUGCCUGACUUGGGAGGACAGAUGCCUGGGGGUGACAAGAAGAAUGAACAUGACAAGAAACGUAAUUGUCUGACAAGAAUCAUUGAUCUUAAUUCUUGCUUGAAUGAAGAUGUGGAUAUUCCAGUAGAUGACCAUUUCCAGGCACCGCAGAGUCUGCAGCAGAACAGUGAGUGUUCCCCAGCCAGGGGAGAAUCUGAUGAAAAGCAGCUUGAAAUGCCUUACCAAUUUUCAGGGCAAGAGGACCCACAGGGGCAAGAGCAUGAAGUUAGAAUUGCAGCAGAGGCUCUGGUUUCUAUAUCAGCGUUUGUGGUCCCUAAUGAUCCCCAAAUGACUGAUUUCCGCCCGUCUGAAUCUUCCAGGGAUGGUCCUCUUCACUGGUUUGCCAAAAUUGUCUCUUCAAUAAAGGAUCACCCCAAGAAUGAGGCAAAGGUGGAUUGCAAUGGUAAGACCGCUGAUGAUCUUGAGGAGUUUCUGCCUGCUGGCAUUGAUUACUUUGAGGCCAUGACCUUGAAGUUGACUGAGGCAGAGAACCUAGAUUGCUGUUGUAAUAAGAUCACUGAUCAAAAUGGGAAAGAAGGUGGCUCUUCACUGAGCCACCCAAGGAAGGGCCAAGCUACUAAAAGGGGUAGGCGGCAGAGGAACUUUCGGAGCGAAAUCCUUCCGAGCGUUGCUGCAUUGUCAAGGUGUGAGGUGACAGAGGAUCUUCAAAUUAUAGAAGGUCUCAUGGACGCUGCUGGCACUCACUUGGAAACGGUUUCUCUAAGAAGUGCAGGUAGGGGGAGGAAGAGGUCUCGUACUUUAGCUUCCAAGGUUUCAGACUCAUUGUUGAAGCAUCUAACUGAUGACACUGAUUUGAGAAUUGAGAAAAGGGGCCUUCUAGUGAGUUGGGAGAGAACAUGUAAGAAGAGAAGGGGGCACAGAUAUCCAACCAGUAACCCAGAGUUUUUCUCAAGGGUAUGUAUAUGAUUGAUUCCAUAACUGUGUAUGGAUUUUUAAUGGGGGUUUUAUUCCUUAUGAAUUACAGGAUCGUUUUAUAACUGUUUUGUUAAACAGUAAUACAUGGCAAUGUGUAGGAUAGAGAAAGAAUCGUUGUGAAUUUGUAUACGAAAACAUCGUUGGAACUGAUAGUCCGGCCUCUUUGUUCCCAAUAGAAAUGACAGUUAUCUUCUGUUUAUUUUAGUUUCUUGCAUGAUGGAUGUUGCAGUUUGUGCCGUUGAAUGCAUUUCUCAGACUAUACUGCUAAGAACACAUUAAGAAAUUGUAUGAACUUCUUCCCCAUGA